Messenger RNA from Megalops cyprinoides (Indo-Pacific tarpon), 3534 nucleotides. Its product is annotated as multiple epidermal growth factor-like domains protein 10. Gene Ontology annotation, molecular function: protein binding. The transcript is spliced from 24 exons. NCBI's taxonomy places the organism in Eukaryota, Metazoa, Chordata, Actinopteri, Elopiformes, Megalopidae. The record is from RefSeq and is a predicted model, not a curated record. Bases 121 to 3321 code for a protein of 1066 amino acids.
UUAGCAACUUUAUAGAGGAAGUAAAUCUUUUUCGUUGAACACACAAAGGUGACGGCGGUCGCAAAAAUAGCUGUUGCUUGCAGAUCUUGAAUGGAAUAGCCUAAAUGCCCUGAUUCAAGGAUGGUGAGGUCAUUGAAGAGCUAUACUACCCUGCUAUUUCUGGGUUCCUUACUGGACUUUGCGUGGCCCUUGAACCCUGCGGAUCCCAAUGUGUGCAGCCAAUGGGAGAGCUACACCACCUCAAUCAAGGAAUCAUAUGCCCACCCGUUUGAUCGGGUGUUUGAGGAGCCCUGUUCCGAUGCUUGGAGUUUCUACAAGUGCACCCGUCACAGGAUCACAUACAAGACAGCAUACCGACAGGCUGUAAAGAUGGACUACCGCAAACGGUACCAGUGCUGCCCUGGCUAUUAUGAGAGUAACAACAAAUGUGUCCCUCGCUGUACCAAGGAGUGUGUCCAUGGGCGGUGCCAGGCCCCGGACCGCUGCCAGUGUGAGGGCGGCUGGCGUGGGGAAGACUGUUCCAGCGCUUGUGAUGAGAAACACUGGGGUCCCAGCUGCAGUCAGCUCUGCAGGUGCAAGAAUGGAGGCCGCUGUGAUCCCUUCACUGGCUCCUGUCAGUGUCGCCACGGAUAUACUGGCACCCUCUGCGAGAACCCCUGUCCUCCUGGGACCUUUGGCAGAGGCUGUCUGCAACAGUGCCUGUGUGGAAGCGGGGGGACCUGCGACAAAGAGACUGGGCAAUGCCGAUGCAGAGAGGGGUUCACUGGAACACUUUGUGACCAGCCCUGUCCAGGUGGACGCUGUCCUCACAGGUGUCCCUGUCAGAAUGGGGGCCGAUGCUUAGGGGAGGGGGUGUGUGACUGCCGUCCUGGAUGGAUGGGAGCAGUGUGUACUGAGCGCUGUGCAGAGGGCAGGUUCGGGCUGAACUGCAGCCAGGAGUGUGUAUGUCAUCACGGGGGUCAGUGUGACCCAGAGAGUGGUCACUGCCAGUGCACUGCGGGCUACACAGGGGACAGAUGCAGUGAGGAGUGCCCGGUGGGCAGCUAUGGCCAGGACUGCAAGGGUGUGUGCGACUGUGCCAACGGGGCUCGCUGCUACAACAUCCACGGGGGCUGCCUGUGUGAGCCAGGGUUCAUGGGGCAGCACUGCAGGGACAGGAUGUGUCCAGACGGGAUGUAUGGCCUGCACUGUGACAGUCACUGCCUCUGCCACAAUGCACACACACUGAGCUGUCACCCUAUGAAGGGGGAGUGCACGUGCCAUCCAGGGUGGGCGGGGCUCUUCUGCAACGAGACCUGCCCACAGGGUUACUAUGGACAUGGUUGCCAAGAGACCUGCCUGUGUCUGAAUGGGGGUGUGUGUGACAGCACGAGUGGGCACUGCCAGUGUGCUCCGGGCUACCGGGGGCAGCAUUGUGAGCUUCACUGUGAGAAAGGCUACUUCGGGAAAAACUGCUCACAGCCCUGCACUUGCAAAAACUCCCUGUCCUGCUCUCCUAUCGACGGCACCUGCUUUUGCAAAGAAGGAUGGAAGGGCUCGGACUGCUCCAUUCCAUGUUCGAAGGGAACGUGGGGCCCAGGCUGCAAUGGUACGUGCCAGUGUCUCAAUGGGGCAUCGUGUGAUGCCUCGGAUGGCACUUGCACUUGCACUGCAGGAUGGCAGGGUACACGCUGUGACCAAGCAUGUCCGAGGGGGACCUAUGGACCUGGCUGCAGGCAGAGGUGUGACUGCCUUCAUGCAGACGGCUGCCACAGUGCCAGCGGGCAUUGCCAGUGUCUGCCAGGCUGGACUGGUGCUCGCUGUACCCAGCCUUGCCCAGAAGGCAGCUGGGGACGGCAAUGCAACCAGACCUGCUCCUGCCUGAACGGUGCCACCUGUCUGCCAGAUAGUGGGACCUGUACAUGUCGUCCUGGGUACUGGGGACCACAGUGCCAGCACAUUUGCAGGGCAGGAAUGUAUGGUGCCCAGUGCAGUUUGGAGUGCCCUCUAUGUGCCCACGCUUCUACCCCCUGUCACCACAUCACAGGACAGUGUGUGUGUGAUCCAGGAUAUACUGGACCCCUGUGUGACCAAGCAUGCCCUGUGGGACACUACGGGAAGCAGUGUGCUGGGGUGUGUCGCUGUGCCAACAACUCCACAUGCCACCAUCAAGAUGGGUCCUGCCACUGCCCCCCUGGCUGGACUGGGUCUGACUGCUCCCAGCGCUGUCCCCAAGGGACCUAUGGGUCAGGCUGCAGCCAGCGUUGCCUUUGUGAAAGGGCCUGUGAUCAUGUGACAGGGGCAUGUUUCUGCCCGUCAGGCUACACAGGCCACUUCUGUCAGUCUAAGUGCCGUGCUGGCUUGUAUGGCCCAGACUGUGUCCACACCUGCCCCUGCCCACCCAAUGCCAGCUGUGAUGCCCAUACUGGAGCAUGUGUGUGUGAAUUUGGACAGGGGCCUGACUGCAAAAAAGAGGAGGGCGUGAGUGUGAUGGUGCCGAUGUCCCCCGUGGAGCGGGACUCGUGGGGAGCGAUCGCUGGCAUCAUCGUGCUGGUCAUCUUGGUGGUGGCGCUGCUAGCCCUCUUGCUGCUCUACCGCCGGCGUCAGAAGGACAAGCAGAGCCGCACACCCACCGUGGCCUUUUCCUCCACCCGAGUGGUCAACUCCGAGUACGCUGUACCAGAUGUCCCUCACAGCUACCACCACUUCUACUCCAACCCCAGCUACCAUACCCUGUCCCAGAACCGGCCCCCUCUUCCCCAUGUUCCUAAUAACCAGGGCCGCUCCAUUACACCUAUUAAGAACACCAAUAAUCAGCUCCUGUGUAAUGUGAAGAACACUGAGAGGGAGAGACUAGGGCUGUUUGGGGUGGAGAGUAAUGCCACGUUGCCUGCCGACUGGAAACACCAUGAGGCACCAGCCCUUAAAGACACGGGAGCUUUUGGAAUUGACCGAAGUUACAGCUACAGUGCAAGUCUGGGAAAAUAUUAUGACAAAGAACUGAGCAAAGAUUCUUGUAUGGCUGUAAGCAGCAGCUCUCUGAACAGCGAAAAUCCCUACGCCACUAUCAAGGAUCUGCCCAUCCCUCAGCCACGCACGCUGGAGAGCAGCUACAUGGAGAUGAAGUCACCUGUCCAACGCGAGAGGUCCUACGUCGAAAUCAGAUCUCCGCCCCCACAGCCUACCACCACGCUCAGGGAACGUUGUUCCUUGGGCAAUGUCACAGAACAGGAGCCCCAGAAUCACUAUGACCUCCCUGUCAACAGCCACAUCCCAGGACAUUAUGACCUCCCUCCCAUCCGUCGCCCACCCUCCCCUUCACCCAGGCGACUGCCUCACUGAUACCCGCCUAUCCGGACCUUAACCUAGACCUCACCAACUGUCACCAGAAAAGGUGGAUUGACCAAUAGCACAGCACUGCCACCUGGUGGGUGGAGUUGGGGCCAUUGCACCAUGAAUGGUCUGGUAGAGAGCCCUGGUUGAAUUCUUUUGGGAUGGAUUUGGAGUACAUUGUUGCAUUGAUUGUACUAUAUAGUGUGUUUAUUUUUAAUUGUG